Molecule: messenger RNA, 201 nt
Organism: Sphenostylis stenocarpa
Lineage: Eukaryota; Viridiplantae; Streptophyta; Magnoliopsida; Fabales; Fabaceae
Source: the annotation of a GenBank genome assembly
AUGGCAUACAGCAAGGGUCUAUUUGGUGUUGCAGCCUCCAUCCUGCUACUAGCUUCAUGGAUGAAGAAAAAAGAUGAAAACAAUGGAAGUAGUGACCACCCAGGUGGGCUACAUACGGCUACCCCAUAUAAGGACUUCAAGGCACCACUACCACUUGUCCCUUCUCUGGGAUAUGUGCUGUCUUGGGUCCCACUUGAAUGA